AUGUAUAUGAAUUCUUGAUUGAAAUCAAGAUCUUUGUUUUGUCUGAGUUUGUAAGUUGAUGUAACAAUCAUCGGUUCUUUGCCCCAAUUAGAAGCUCUCGAGCUAGUUAAAUCCGUCAAGGGACAGAAGUGGAGUCCAGUUAACGGGGAGUUUCUCCGCCUUAGAUUCUUGAGCAUUGUUAAGGGUUAGUCUGAGAUUUUGGGAUGCAUACAGCUCUCAUUUCCCAGUUUUGAAGAAGCUUAGGCUUAUGGGAUUGAAACACUUGGAAGAGAUCCCUUUGGAUAUUGGAGAAAUUCCGACACUUGAAGUUAUCAGUGUGGAUGGAUGCAGUGAGUCUGUUGAAAUUUCGGCAAUGAGAAUAAAGGAAGAACAAGAGAGUGUAGGACAUGAAUUAAGAGGAGCCUUCAUUAGAUUAUCUCUAAAUAAAAUUAUCAAUUUGGUUUUAAAAUUAGUUAGAAAAUAAUUUGUUUUUUAAAUAGCAAAAUGAUGCCUGAAAAUUGAGUGGCACGACAGCUCAGCAUAGAGAAGAAGUAAAGCUCCUCAAUUUGUAAGUCUCAGUCUGUUGGCUUCCUUUUCUGGAACCUCCAAAAUCAUCGGCAAUGGCGGCUUAUGCAGCUCUGCUUUCUCUCUCGACAAUCAAUCAGAUCCAAUUCCUUCAGAAAAAGGCUGAUUUCAUAGAGGCCUAUAAUCACGGUGGAGGUAGUAAACAGGCACAACAUCUCGAGAGACAAAUAUCGCAGCCGAAGACGUGAUUGAAUCGUGGAUCGAAUUCAUUCUGUAUCCAAUCAAGCAAGCCUUGGAUGCACGGUCGAUCUGCAGCAGGUAAUUCAAGCUAUGGAUGCUAUAAGAUUUUAUUUUUUUGUUGUUUAUUUUAUCAAUAUAGCCAAUUACAAUUAAUUAUUACGGAGAAACAGUAAAUUAGCCAAAGUCAGCUCGUUUCUUCAAGGAAAAUGGCAGCAGGAGCAUAAUGGAAAAGAAAUUUUAAUAAUCAGAUAGUGGAGCACUCGCUGGAGCUCUAUGUUCAAAAGAUUCAAAUAAAACGACUUGAUUCAUUUAUUUCUCAGCAGACUCCGUCAAAGUCUUAUCUGAUGUUUGUAUAGUCAAGAUAGCAAUUGAGGUGGGAACUCCAUAGAUGUUAUUUACAUAUCAUUAGUAUUCUAUUUAAUUUGUUGCUCUUCUCAACAGAUCGAUGGCUGCAGCUUAUGCAGCUCUAGUUUCUCUGAUGAAUACAGUGGAGCAGAUCCAAAACCACCCUCAACUUUCCACUUCUCUUGAUCAUUUCCAGAUUGAGAUCCUCCGCGAAAAGGUUUAUUUCUUCCUAGAUUUUAUAGAAAGUUAUUCCUCUCAUGUAGAUGAUUUGGAGAGGUGGAUUGCAACUGCAGCUCAUGCGGCUGAAGAUUUAUUUGAAUCCCAUGUUGUUUGGCGAAUUCGUACCCACGAAAAAAACAGUCUCGAUCUGCAGAAGGUAAUUGUAGAUAUGGAUCUUGUGAGAGAGAAAGUGUUGAAGGUGAAAGAGGAAAGGGGAGUCAGAUAUGAGCAGCCGACUGCUAAUUCAUCAAGAUCCGUUGCCAGUAACCGAGAGGCGAUUAUGGUGGGAUUUGGUGGCUACUUGGAUCAGCUCUUGGAUUUGCUCACCGGAAAUCAAUCUAGCCGCCAGAUCAUCUCAAUCGUUGGCAUGGGCGGUACUGGUAAGACUACUCUGGCCAAGAAUACUUUUGAAAAUUCAAUUAUUAAGCGACACUUUGAUGUCCGUGUUUGGGUGUCUGUUUCAAAUGAUUACAAUUUAUCAGAUAUUUUCUUAGAAGCUCUUUCUCACCUAAAAGAACUCACUGGCACUAUUGAGAUGGACAAUGAAAGAGACGAGUAUCGAUUAGGAGAACAAUUGUAUAAAGGUUUGACGGGUAGAAGGUAUCUGAUUGUACUGGAUGACGUGUGGAGUGUUGAAGUUUGGGAUAAGAUAAGGUUUUAUUUUCCUGAUAAUGGGAAUAGAAGUCGCCUCAUUUUCACUACUAGGCUUUCAGAUGUGGCUUUCUAUUGUGGAUCGUGUUGUGUUAGGGUGAAUCUUUUAGAUGAGUGUGAAUGUUGGGACCUAUUUUGCGUGAGGGUAUUUGGAGAGGAAGAUUGCCCCCUCGAAUUAGAACAAAUUGGAAGAGAGAUUGCUAAAAUGUGCAGAGGGCUUCCUCUGUCGAUCACUGUGAUCGGAGGGCUUCUUCAAAAGUCAGCUAAGACAGUUGAAUAUUGGCACAAUGUGUUAGAAAACAUUAGAGCAAUUUUGAGUUCAGGAGAGGGGGACCAAUGCCUAAAUGUGUUGUAUUCGAGUUAUAGCCAUUUGCCUGCUCAUCUGAAGCCAUGUUUCCUUUAUAUGGGGACUUUUCAAGAGGAUCGCGAGAUUCCAGUCUCGCGAAUCACGAAACUUUGGGUUGCUGAGGGAUUUCUAAAGCCCAAAGCUGCUCGAGUCUUGGAAGAGGUUGCAGAGGAUUACUUAAAGGAUCUCAUUGACAGGAACCUUGUUUUAGUUGGUAAGUAUCGUAAGAAUGGAAAGGUUAGAUCUGUCUGCAUUCAUGAUCUUCUCAGAGACCUAUGCAUAAGCUUAGCAGAUAAAGAAAAGUUCUUUUCUUCUGCGAGAGUUUGGUAUAGGAGUGAGGAUUCUUCAGUGGGAUAUCUAUCAAGGAAGUGUAAGCUGCGGUUCUUUGCUUAUAGUCCUGCUAAUUUCUCUGAGUUCAAUCUUACUUCUUCAAUAUCCUUUGUUUGGAAUCUGCAAACGUUGAUCUUUCAAGGAAGGUGUGGACUAGUCGAUGCACCAGCUGAAAUUUGGGAGAUGUCAUAACUCAGGCACGUCAUAUGACACUUGUGUCUUGAGAAACUUGCAAACACUUGUGCAAGUAGUGAAUUUCAGAUGGACGGAGGAGGCGUGCAAGAGAAUUCCCAACAUCAAGAAAUUGCGCGUGGUUUUUGAUGAUGUCUUGACAGAUUACGAAGAUUGCUUGUGCUUACACUAUCUCCACAAUCUCUGCACUUUACAGAAGCUCGAAUCACUAAAAAUGAGGUUCCCUUUCUGCAUAUCGCGAUAUCCAGUGGAUUUGCUGAGCAAGAGGCUUGCCUUCCCCACUCGGCUAAACAAGUUGUGCUUGAGAAACUGCAGCCUCACUCGUGAAGAUCUGGCAACGAUUGGUUCGUUGCAACAUCUACAAGUUCUUGAGCUUAUACACAGCUCUUUCUUGGGAGGCGAGUGGAGCACUUUCAACGGUGAGUUCCCUUGUCUUAAAUUCUUGAGAAUCGACAGCUGUGAUGUCGUGUGUUGGGCUUCAGACACCUCUGCUUUUCGAGUUCUUGAAAAGCUCGUUGCUCGAGAUCUGUGGCAGUUGCAAGAGAUCCCAUCGGAGAUGGGAGAGAUAAGCACUCUCAAACUCAUUCAUUUACAUCACUGCUCUGAAUCUGCGGCGAUUUCAGCAUUGGAGAUUAAGAAAGAGAGCUUUGGGAAUGAUAGCCUUAAGAUUGUUGUUGACAUCUCUUGGUACUGCUGCAGUGAUAGUUUCUGGGUAAGGGUGAAAGUGGAUAGUUUCAGGCCCUUUGGAAUAUCCAAAUACAUUUGGGAGCUCUAAGGGGGUGGUCCCCACUUAAGAGCCACCACUCAACAACAAGUGGCUCUAAUUAUUUUUGGAAGCUUUCUAUCACAUGUGAGUCAUUUUCUCUUUUAGAGGGCAUUUACUUUGAAAGAUUAAUCUUGAUAGAUAAAAAUAGUAAGAAUACUCUCUUGUUUAUUUUGAUGGAUUGAAAUUUUGGGAUAGCCCAAUAUCCUUGAUUAUUUCUAUCA
This is a messenger RNA of Salvia miltiorrhiza (redroot sage), 3814 nucleotides long. Its product is annotated as putative late blight resistance protein homolog R1A-10. The coding region runs from base 1190 to 2827 and encodes 545 amino acids. NCBI's taxonomy places the organism in Eukaryota, Viridiplantae, Streptophyta, Magnoliopsida, Lamiales, Lamiaceae. The transcript has 2 exons. Gene Ontology annotation, molecular function: ADP binding. Gene Ontology annotation, biological process: defense response to other organism. The record is from RefSeq and is a predicted model, not a curated record.